Molecule: messenger RNA, 675 nt
Organism: Trichoplusia ni (cabbage looper)
Lineage: Eukaryota; Metazoa; Arthropoda; Insecta; Lepidoptera; Noctuidae
Exons: 2
Coding region: 169-669 (166 amino acids)
Source: RefSeq, a predicted model, not a curated record
AGGUUAGUUUCUGUACUUUCUGUCAUCUUGACAAUACCUUGACAGCUUAUUAAGUUUUCUUUCUGCUUUGAUCAUUGAAGAUUUAUCUACUUUGAAUGGUUCUGGGUCGUUUAUUGGUUGUGUACACAGUGCACAGUGAUUACAAACAAUUUAAGUUCAAUAAUUGACAUGGACAAACUAUUUCAAAUAGAAUCACUCGACGAGUUCCAAACAGUGGCACAAGAAGUGUUGAGCAAUUUAUAUUGCUCGCGACAAAAACCACAGAAAAUUCCGAUAGAUGACGAAAGUAUUAAUUUGGCUAAAAAAGAAUUCCUAGCAAUAUUGUCUGAGUGUAAUUUUGAUUCCUCAGAAAUAGAAGAGUAUGUGUCCAGCAAGGGGUGGCCAGAGGACAGAGUGAGACUGUUUCUUAGCUUCCUCAAAAGUAAUAAAUCAGAAGUUCUGGUUGCUGCUUUCAAUCACUAUAAUAGUAAUUUUUGUGAAACUGUUGUUGAUUUCAACUGGUGUACAAAAAUGAUUCUGGGGACAAGUGAUUUAAAAACAUUAAAAACACCAUUAUUACAGUUAACUUUUUCAACUUUAAAUAAAAGUGGAAAAAUCAACAAGUCAAUGUAUGAAAUUGAUAAGGAUAUGUUAUCAAAAAUGAUUAACACUUUAGAAAAUAUAAAAUAACAUGAA